UCCGAGCCUCCUCAGUGCUCACAUCAAAGACCAACAUGAGCGCCAAGUUCGUCGUUGAUGUUAACAUCACAUCGGCACAGCAAAGGGCGCUCUACACCUUCACCGUGAUGAACGUGCCAAGCAGCCCAGCGCCAGUCUUCUCCAACUCCUCCUACCACACAUACACAGGGCGGCUCAUAGCAGAGUUCACGUGCAAGCCCAAGUCCACCAGCACGCUGGGAACCUACCGCUGCACGUCAAGUACUGUCGCCAACCUCUCCGUGCCGUUCAGGCCAGUGAGCAGGGUGAAGGCGCUGGUGGAUUCGUGGUUCUUCUUCAGCGGCUACAACACCGGCUUCUACUCCACCAUCAAAGUGAAUGGCGUGACGCUGCGCGGUAACAUCACCUCCUCUGUUGAUAUUGCGAAGUUGUAG
This is a messenger RNA of Closterium sp. Naga37s-1, 413 nucleotides long. Lineage: Eukaryota; Viridiplantae; Streptophyta; Zygnematophyceae; Desmidiales; Closteriaceae. The record is from the annotation of a GenBank genome assembly.